AUGGACUUGGCAAAUAUUGGAUAUCGGCGUUUGAUCGACCGUGCUCUCUGUGAUAAAGACAUGAAGGCAAGAUGGAAUUCUUGUUACGCCAUAAGCUGCGCGUUGUCAAAUGAAAAUUUGGAUAGUUCAACUCUCGAAAGAUGGUCGAAGGAAGCUACGUGCGAAUUGCAACCGUUGAUGACGGAUUUCAAAAAUUUGAAAGUUCGGAUCCGAGCUGCGGCCGUUGUUUUGGCAGUUUCCGAAAGAUCCUCGUUUGGCGAUACUUUCCUCGGGCUGUGGAAGGCUUUGAUUUUCGGCAUCGAGAACGUGCGAAAUAUCGCCGAUUUUUGCGAGUAUCAGCACGUCAGUGGCGUUGUUGAACAGGCGUACAAGGACUUUUAUUCCACGUACGACGCGGAUAAGGCGUAUGAGAAGAUGAAGACCUAUGGGUAUUUCCAGGCUGUUCCGAAAGGCGGGUUUUCCAAGAAGGAAGAGAAGGAGGAGAAGAAGGAAUAA
Notodromas monacha is the source of this 495-nucleotide messenger RNA. Lineage: Eukaryota; Metazoa; Arthropoda; Ostracoda; Podocopida; Cyprididae. The record is from the annotation of a GenBank genome assembly.